Linum trigynum is the source of this 303-nucleotide messenger RNA. Lineage: Eukaryota; Viridiplantae; Streptophyta; Magnoliopsida; Malpighiales; Linaceae. The record is from the annotation of a GenBank genome assembly.
AUGGAGUCUCAAAUCACCCUACACCCCCAAAUCGGUGGCGGAGUUCGAGACAAAGAUCCAGCUCCUCCACCAUUUGUCAAAGAACUUCAAGACCAAGUUGAGCAGUUGAAAGCCCAAGUCCAAGCGUUGACAUCAGCUUCUCCUUCACCCCAUGGGUUGCAUGCAAGCUCUAGCCACCAAUCGGAGACCACCGGAGGGUCAACCUACCCCAAUGGGACGUCAGUCCCUCCUCCACCUUCACAACUAGGGGAUCUCUCAUACCUUGAACCUCACCUCCCACCUGACUCCCAAUUUCAUCGCUGA